This is a messenger RNA of Macroventuria anomochaeta, 1385 nucleotides long. RefSeq lists its product as uncharacterized. The transcript has a single exon. Bases 401 to 1237 code for a protein of 278 amino acids. The record is from RefSeq and is a predicted model, not a curated record. NCBI's taxonomy places the organism in Eukaryota, Fungi, Ascomycota, Dothideomycetes, Pleosporales, Didymellaceae.
CCAAGGGUUACCGUUCUGACUCCCGUCAUUUGGCCAUACGCUGUCUAACAUGCGAUAGAGCACGCGCGAAGAGGCACAGCUCAUCCUAGGUCAAUAGUGUACGGGGUCUAAGAGACAAGCUUUGCCUCUUAACAACAGUACGCCGAUGUAUAUUUGGGUGCCUUGAACAAGGCCUGGUAGUAUAUAGUCUUUCUUUGACCCAGACCCCUUUGCCGUCGUCUCUAUGCCGUCUCUCGCUCUUCCGUCUUGCCCUGCAUAGCUGGUUGCAACUGCCACUCGUUUCUGGUACCAGUAAUUACACCUGUCGAUCGUUGGAAUAUACAUCUACCGUAAUCACUACACCACCCCUUCGUUGCAUCGCAAGAAUAUCAUUAGCCGUGUACACCUACAAACCUACAACAUGUCCCUCAAGUACCUCACCCUUGCGCUUGCCGUUAUCGCCGCCGCGGCGCCUGGAUCUCCCUACCAGGCUCUCGAAGCCCAAGCUUCCAGCGACAACCCAUGCGAGCCCUGCCAGCCCUCCGGCGCGACUGGCACCGACCCGCCCGCAGUCGGCUCUGAUCUGUCCUCGCUCUAUGUUGAUGUCCUCAGCUCGGUCCAGGGCAUCUCCUUCAACAAGCGCGGUCUGACCCCCCGCGCAGCAACCUCCGGCUUCUGCUGCGUUGCCUCCCUCAACUGCGUCAACGUCCAAUCCCUCAACAUCCCCAUGUGCUACGACAAGUUCACCACAAACUUCAAGUUCCCCGACGGCUCGUAUGGAUCUCUGACUACCGGAGACUAUGUUUCCAACGGCCAGACUAUCAAUCUCCUCAGUGGCGACUACUCGGGUGGAAACAUCUACUCCGCUGCUCCCCAGGACAAGCCUGACACCUCUACUCUCAGCGUUCCCGCGCAGUAUACAGGGACUGGUGUUGGCGCUGCGAUUCCCGCGUCUGAACUCGGCUCUGUCAUCGUCUACACAACAACUAUCCCCGGCACAACGUUCACCGCUCCGACAACUGUUCCUGGAACCGUCCGCGCAGCGACUGUGAACGGUCUUGUGGUUAGCACUAGCAUUGCGCCCCAGACUAUCAUCCAGGCUACUACUGUUGCGCCCCAGACCACUGUUGUUACCACACAGGCUCCCGACGCGAGUGCGGCGGCAUCGAGCAAGGGUGCGGCGGGUGUAGUUGGUGUUGACUCGUCGAAGUCGUUUGGUGUGUCGGUUUUGGGCGCGCUGAUGUAUUUUUUGAUGUAAGAGGGCAGUUGGCUUGGUUGGUGUUCAGUUCUGGUGUCGGGGUAGUAUCUUUUAGAAUUGGAUUGAAUAGAUGGAGGGAUGAUACCCUGGGAUGGCUACGUGCAUAGAACGCUCAUGCGAUACGUUUAAUGAAUAAAUUUAGUCCUCA